GAAAGCUUGUGUCAUUAUGCAGCGUGGUCAAAUCUACGCGCGUGAAAAUAUCUCUCGGAUUGCAAGGUCAGGCUGCAAAGUAAGAAUUUACAAGCGCCUCAGUGUGUGUUCAAGCGCUGGGGCAGUGCGGUCGGAAGACGUACUGUAAGAUCCCUGCAUGUGUACCGGAAGUUCCCUGUGCAGGCUCCGGGUGUAUUAUUUCCUGUUUACAGGCGGGAAGAGUGAACCUUUUCUUACACUUUUGCCUCUGAAUAUUCCUGGCUUGGAGCCUGAGGAUUUACAAAAGACAGAACGCGGAGAAAUCGUCUCUUCGCCCUUUUCCUAGCGGCGAGAAGAUGGCGACUCUAGCGGAGGCGGGGGAGUCCGACAGGGACCGAGAAGGAGAUCGAGACCAGGUCCAGACGCCCGCAGCCGGGGCCGCGCUGGAAGUGUCGGCCCCGGGCUCCGUGCCGCUGCGGCUCCUGGAAUGGAGCGUGAAAGUAGGCUGUCCGGUGCAGAUCGGCUCGGUGCUGGCCCACUGCCUCCCGGUGGAGCCGGACGGUGGCGCCGAACGCGAAAGGCCCCGGUCCCGGCCGCAGGAGAAGCGGGUGAAGUCGGACCAGGCAGGAGUGGUGAAGGAACUGUGCUGGCAACCGGGCCAAGUGGUGCCCAGUGGAGCUGUACUACUGCGACUAGAAGGAUGCAAUCAUCCAGUCAUUAUGAAAGGUCUCUGUGCAGCGUGUGGCCAAGACUUGACGCAAUUACAGAAGAAGAAUGGGAAGCAAACAGCACCAGUAGCCACAGCAACAGUUUCCAUGGUUCACAGUGUUCCAGAAUUGAUGGUGAGCUCUGAGCAAGCUGAGCAAUUGGGUCGAGAGGAUCAGCAGUGGCUACAUAAGAACCGGAAGCUAGUGUUGAUGGUGGAUCUGGAUCAGACCUUAAUCCAUACAACAGAGCAGCUGUGCCAGAAAAUGUCCAACAAGGGAAUUUUUCACUUCCAGCUAGGCAGAGGAGAGCCAAUGCUGCAUACACGCCUGAGACCGCACUGUAAAGAGUUUCUAGAAAAAAUAGCAAAACUCUACGAGCUACAUGUGUUCACCUUCGGGAGCAGACUGUACGCACACACCAUUGCAGGGUUUCUGGAUCCAGAGAAGAAACUUUUUUCCCAUCGAAUUUUAUCAAGAGAUGAGUGCAUUGAUCCAUAUUCUAAAACUGGCAAUCUACGGAAUCUUUUUCCUUGUGGUGACUCGAUGGUUUGCAUCAUUGAUGAUCGGGAAGACGUCUGGAAAUUUGCACCAAACUUAAUAUUAGUUAAAAAAUACACCUAUUUUCAAGGAACUGGUGAUAUCAAUGCUCCACCAGGAUCUAAAGAUGUGCCAGUGAAGAAGAGGGUAAAUCAUUCUUCAAAGCCCACAGAAGGACUGGAGCAGACCGUGCCCAUUUCAACAGAAGCUGUCAGUACAAGCAACAGGUGUAGUGAAGGAACAGAAAGAAAAGAAGAAAGUAAUGGCCUUGGGGAGUGUUCCAAGAAACAAAAUGGUAGCAAUAGUAUCCUAAAGGAUGAAUCCUUAAAAUGUAGUGAAUCUUUAAAAUGUGGUCCUGCUGCAAAUGCUUUACAUGACAAAGAACAUGAAAGGAUAUCUUUAUGUGACACCAGUCUUUCCCACACAAAAACUGCUAGUACUGUUAUUUCUGGUAAAGCAAAAGAGUCUGAACAAUUGUCAGAGUGUGCAGUUACGCUGGCAGAGAGUAGCUCGGGGCAGUCUGCCAAGGAAGGUGAAAGCCACUUAAAGGCAGCUAGCAGUGAGCUCGAUUUUGACCUGUCGAGUGACAGCGACAGUGAACUGGAGGAAGGAAAACAAGGCUCCACUUCGCCCUCGCCCACCCUGAGCCUAGACAGUGAGAAGGGCACAGCAAAAAAGAAGACAAGGAAGCAGCGAAAGGGGAGCACAGAGACAAAAUUUAACCACUCAGAGAAGGAGAAGGUACUUGAUUUAUUAGAGUCAGAUUUGCAGGAUAAGAGAGCCGACUUGGAGCCCGAGACAGAUGCUGACCAGGACUUGCUUGGCGACGUGGGGAACGGGUGCACUGAAAAGAAAGAGGCUGAGACGGAGUCUCAGAACAGUGAACAAUCGGGUGUAACGAUGGGUGAGUCCCUGGAUCAAAGCAUGGACGUGGAAGAGGAGGAGGAGGACCAAGAUGACGAUGACCAUUUGAUUCACUUGGAAACGAUCCUGGUCCAUGUCCACACAGAGUAUUAUGCCCAGUAUGAGAAGUACCUCAAAAAGGAGAAGCAAGUGCCUGAUCUGAGGAAGAUUGUUCCAGAACUGAAGAGCAAGACACUUGAAGGCACAAGGAUAAUAUUCAGUGGACUCUACCCAACAAACUACCCCAUGGAAAAGACAAGAGAGUGGUAUCAUGCCACAGCCCUUGGAGCCAAGGUUAGCAAAACCUUAUCUUUGAAUCCCAAAGACCCCAACAGGACAACUCACUUAGUUGCUGCUCGUCCUGGAACUGAGAAGGUUCGACAAGCGCAAGCAUGCAAGCAUCUUCAUGUUGUAAACCCAGACUGGUUAUGGUGUUCUCUAGAACGCUGGGAAAGAGUCGAGGAAAAGUUAUUUCCACUGAAAGAAGACUAUGUCAGAUCACAAAGAGUCAAUAGCCCUGCUAGUUUCCCUGAACUUCAAAGUAGCUUCCAAACACCAUUGUUUCAUCCAACUCCCAUUCACCCGAAAGUGCCGCCUGGACCCGAUGUCCGCAUUUAUGAUCCCAACACUGGGAAGCUAAUCCGGAAAGACUCCCAGGGAAACAAACAACCCACAUACAUCCAAGCUCCAGCAGCUCCUGUUAAGUUACCAGUUCACGGAGAACAAUCAUCAUUCAGGGUUGUUCAGCCUCACCAGCACCACAUCUUGGAUGAAGAUGAGCUACCGAACUCCAGUCAGAACAACGAAAAGCCAAGUUCAUCGCGUCCCGCAGGGCGGAAGCGACAGCCCAGCAUGUCUGAGACGAUGCCUCUGUACACACUCUGCAAGGAGGACUUGGAAAGCAUGGACAAAGAGGUGGAUGAUAUCUUGGGAGAAGACAGUGACAAUGAAAGUGAGACUGAGAAGGAAGAGAAGGUGAAGGAGCAGGUUGAACAGCCCCAAGAGGAGGUGCAAAAGCAAGAAGAGCUGAGACCAGAACCUGGAGCAACAGAAAGUGUGAAGACCGAAAUGGAAACAAGGCCAAAAUCAUCAUCCAGUGAAGGAAGCUUGACGGGCAGAGUUCUUAGGGGCUGCAAGCGUAAGUUAGAGGAAGAUGGAGCUGCCAGCGAUUCCAGCAAGCUCUCCAGCAACGAGGACGACAGCAGCUCGGAAGCUGAUGAGAUGGCAGCAGCGCUUGAAGCAGAGCUGAAUGAUUUCAUUUGACGCCGGUGUGGGUAGACAAUUUAUUUAAUGCGACAGAUCUUGGACUCAGAAGACCCUGGAAUGUUGUAAAUUUUUUUGCCACCUUAGAAACUUUAUGCCAGAACCAAUAACUAGAUUUCAAAACUGAGACUUCAUGCUUUUUACAAGGGAACAAUAUUCUGAGUUUCUUUUCUUAUUUUAAAUGUAAAAAU
Messenger RNA from Mobula hypostoma (lesser devil ray), 3580 nucleotides. It is a transcript of the gene ctdp1, whose product is annotated as CTD (carboxy-terminal domain, RNA polymerase II, polypeptide A) phosphatase, subunit 1. The record is from RefSeq and is a predicted model, not a curated record. NCBI's taxonomy places the organism in Eukaryota, Metazoa, Chordata, Chondrichthyes, Myliobatiformes, Myliobatidae. The coding region runs from base 336 to 3389 and encodes 1017 amino acids. The transcript has 13 exons. Gene Ontology annotation, molecular function: RNA polymerase II CTD heptapeptide repeat phosphatase activity. Gene Ontology annotation, cellular component: nucleus.